Messenger RNA from Paecilomyces variotii, 1146 nucleotides. RefSeq names its product putative ribonuclease T2. The transcript has 4 exons. NCBI's taxonomy places the organism in Eukaryota, Fungi, Ascomycota, Eurotiomycetes, Eurotiales, Thermoascaceae. Gene Ontology annotation, cellular component: extracellular region. Gene Ontology annotation, molecular function: ribonuclease T2 activity; RNA binding. The record is from RefSeq and is a predicted model, not a curated record. Gene Ontology annotation, biological process: RNA catabolic process. Bases 176 to 976 code for a protein of 266 amino acids.
UGGUCUUCAGGUACGGAGUACAUCUGUCAAGUGAAUCGAUUUUUUUUAUCUACCUUAUCUAUCUACUCCCCUCCCUCCUUCUCCAGUCAGAUCGAUUGAAAUUUGCCAGACCCCUUUUUCCUCUUAAGCAAUAGUUAGGUAGUUACACUUCCACACGCCCACAAAACCACCAACAAUGCCUCCAUCAUCGACUCUCUCCAAAUCCACAAUGGCUGCACUUGCAUCCCAGCUCUUCCUCGCCGGAGGCGCACUAGCCAGUCUCCAAGCCUGCCCUCUCAACACCACCCAACUCAGCUGCCACAACACCACCGCUAUCAAAGACUCAUGCUGCUUCAACUCGCCCGGCGGUCUUCUCCUCCAGACUCAGUUCUGGGACACCAACCCCGCCACGGGACCCGACGAUUCCUGGACCAUCCAUGGGCUCUGGCCGGAUAAUUGCGAUGGCACGUAUCAGUCUAAUUGCGAUGAGGCGCGCGCGUAUAAGAAUAUUACGGAGAUUCUGAAAGCGGAGGGUCGGACGGAGCUGUUGGAUUAUAUGAAUACGUAUUGGAAGGAUGAGGAUGGUGAUGAUGAGAGUUUCUGGGAGCAUGAGUGGGGCAAGCACGGAACAUGCAUCAACACCAUCGAUCCGAGCUGCUACACAAACUACAAACCACAGGAAGAAGUAGGCGCUUACUUCAACAAAGUCGUGGAUCUCUUCAAGGGUCUGAAUACCUACAAGUUCCUCUCCGACGCCAACAUCACCCCUAGCUCCUCCAAGACCUACGACCUCAGCGAUCUCCAAGACGCCCUGACCAAAGCCCACGGGGCCAAGGUCACGAUUAACUGUGAAGACGACGCGCUGGAUGAAGUCUGGUAUUUCUUUAAUGUUAGAGGGAAUGCUAUUAAUGGUCAAUAUGUCGCUGCUGAUGCUGCCUCGGAUUCCACUUGUCCUCAAUCGGGUAUCAAGUACCUUCCUAAAGAUAGUGAUAACUGAAUCGGGUAGGUCUUAGACACCAUCUGUUCUCUGUGAAGAAGGAAAUGAUUCUUCACUGGGGAAUUGUGACGGCCUCUUUCGAUCAAAAGGAAAUAAAGAUCCAAGGCUAAAUAAACGGGCUGAAUUCCCCUGAAUAUAACGUUUAUGUUGUGUGGUUCUGGUUUAUGUGG